Messenger RNA from Spodoptera frugiperda (fall armyworm), 5047 nucleotides. RefSeq lists its product as uncharacterized. Bases 226 to 4923 code for a protein of 1565 amino acids. Gene Ontology annotation, cellular component: mitochondrion. NCBI's taxonomy places the organism in Eukaryota, Metazoa, Arthropoda, Insecta, Lepidoptera, Noctuidae. The transcript is spliced from 34 exons. Gene Ontology annotation, molecular function: 3'-tRNA processing endoribonuclease activity. The record is from RefSeq and is a predicted model, not a curated record. Gene Ontology annotation, biological process: mitochondrial tRNA 3'-end processing.
UGCCAGUCACUAACGUCAAAAUCAGUCAACUUAAUGUCAAAUGUAAAAAGUUUGGAAAAUGCUGAAUAUCGGAGGAAAACUCAAAUAAUGUUCCAAAUCUGAAAAUGUGUCAUUAAAACCAAUAAGUAAAUAAUUAUGUAUUAUGCCAAAAAUAGCAAUUACAAGUAAAAAUCUGGGACGAAUGCUCGUAAACUUUGGCUCGUUAUAUCAAUAACCUCAAAACACAUGUACGGUAUAAGUGUAUUGUUUAGUUCUCGUGUAGUUAGUAAACGUAGCAUACGUCGUUACUCGUCUGAUAGUACUAAGAAGCUGUUGGAAUUUCUAGCCGAUAUGCCGAAAGCGACUUCAGCCAGAAUCGCUGAGGCCCAACGUCAAAGGCAACAGAUAACAAAAAAGAGUGAAAAAUAUGGUCCAAGCACAGUAUACCUCCAGGUGAUUGGAUCAGGCGCAAGAGGAGCCCCCAACACGCUUUACCUCUUUACAGACCAAAAACGAUAUCUCUUCAACUGUGGUGAAUGCACACAGAGGCUUGCUCAUGAGCACAAGGUGAAACUCUCCCGACUGGACCACAUCUUCAUCACCAGUAAAACAUGGCGCAAUAUUGGAGGUCUGCCGGGAUUGUCACUCACCUUGCAGGAUGUCGGAGUCCCAAAUAUAACAUUGCAUGGACCUGAAGGCUUGGAUGACUUGUACACAGCAACAAAGCGGUUUGUUAUAAUGAAAGACAUGAAUGUGACAAUGGCCAAAUGUAGUCCCUUAGAGGACUUCGAAGACAAUGUUAUGAAUGUCAAAUAUGUGCUAUUGGGCCCCAUGGACAAUAUACUCCAAGGUAAAGAAAAGCCAGCUGCCAAAAGGCCAAGACUAGAUUCGAACUCGGAGAGGGAGUAUGAAGAGUUUAUCCACGAUGACACUGAUUACUAUAGGUCUCAUAUACGGAACAUGGAGGCUAACUCAUCUAAUGCUCAAAAAAACAAACAUCUUAGGGACAAGCCAAAAUCAAAACCUUUGCAUAAUGAAAAAGAAAAUGCCCAGAAGAAAAAGACUGAUAAGGUUCUACAUGAGUUGCAGAAGAAAACUAAUUGUUCUGUGGCCUAUAUCUGCACUCUAAAGAAACGGCUCGGUACUCUAGACCUGGCGAAAUGUGUGGAGCUGGGAGUAAAGCCAGGUCCAAUGCUGGGCCAGCUAAAAAGCGGACAAGAUGUAGUGCUGCCAGAUGGCUCACUGGUCAUGUCUAAGGACGUGAAGACACCUGAUGAUCCUGGUCCUGUGUUUAUUGUGUUGGAUGUACCAGAUCUAACAUAUCUCAAGGAGACGGAGUUCUCAGCGCACUUCGACAAUGCCAGAAACCCGCCAGAGAACAUCCCGGCCCUCAUCGUGCACUUCACUCCGCCACACGUGUUCCAUCACCCCACGUACCGAUCCUUCAUGGCAAUGUUUGGUCCUUGUACGCGCCACCUAGUCCUGAACGCACAGAACUGCUGCUUAGGCUCGGAAGCAGUGCAUCGAACACAACACAAACUGCACCUUCUGGACCCGGACAUAUUCCCACUGCUCAGGGAUGUCAGUGUGCCCGCUGUGUGGAAUGCCCACCCACCUGUACCCAAGACCAAUAGUCCUAUAAGGUUAAAGGGUUUGGAGGAACUUAAAAAUAAGAUAGCCCUCGCGCAGUUCCAGAAUAUUAUUAACUUGGAGGGCUCAGCUAAGGGGGACGGACACCAGCCCACGGUCGAAGAGUGCGAUUCUAUCCCCAAGUUGGAGUUGUUGGCUGGACGGACGCUUACAAUGUACCAUUUGAGGCCUAAAAAGCAGUUGGAUAGAACAGCAGAACCGAAGCUUCAUAUCCAAAGCUACAUUCAGGAGACGAUGGACGUGGAUGGGUUCGUCGGCAGCCUGGAGCAGUUCCGUCACCUCGUGGACGGCAUGAGAUACGCGCGGUGUGACUCUAAGGAGUACCCCAAGGUCGUGUUCUUGGGCACAGGAUCCUGUAUACCCAGCAAGACUAGGAAUACUAGCGCUAUUGUGUUGCAUAUUGAUGAGAAUAAAUCGAUUCUCUUGGACUGUGGAGAAGGUACCUUCGGCCAGCUGGUACGUUUCUACGGGCCGAAGAAAGUCAACAGUUUCCUUAGGACGCUGAAAGCAAUCUACAUCUCGCAUCUACAUGCUGACCAUCAUAUUGGUCUAAUCGGCGUGAUCCAAGCCCGUCGUGAAGCGCUCCACGAGUUGAAUGCAGGCAGCGAGCACCCCAUCCCCGCUCCCCCCCUGUACCUGCUGGCGCCGGGACAGAUCAUCACCUGGCUCACCUGGUACGACCACCAGUUCGAGAAGAUCAAGAACGAGUUCACUCUCAUACCUAACCAGAAUCUUCUUCACGACCACGCUCACAACCAGGAAGUGUCAUCAGCAGUGCUAGCGGCGAUGGGCGUGCAGAAUAUAAAGACGUGCCACGUGGCGCACUGCCCCAACGCGUUCGGAGUGGCUGUGGAACUGGACGACGGGUACAAAGUCACCUACUCCGGAGACACGCUGCCCUGUGAUGAACUGGUCAGGAUUGGAGAAAACUCAACCCUACUGAUUCACGAAGCGACGAUGGAGGACGAGUUAGCAGACGAGGCGCGUAUGAAGAUGCACUCGACAACGACGCAGGCCAUCGACAUCGGGCGCCAGAUGAAGGCGCGCUACACGGUCCUCACGCACUUCAGCCAGCGGUACGCGCGCCUGCCGCGGCUCAACGCGCAUAUACUCAACGAUAACAACAGCGUCGGCAUCGCGUUCGAUAAUAUGCAGAUCACAAUGAGCGACCUGGACCUGCUGCCGCACAUGUACGCGCCGCUGCAGCUGAUGUUCGCGGAGCACUGCGUGGAGAUGGAGCUGAAGGCGGCGCACCGCCAGCGCCAGCGGGACCGCCAGGCCUCGCCCCUGCCCGACUCCACGUCGUCCCGGCUGCAGUCGCUGAGCCGCGGGCGGCGCGUGCCGUCCACCGGCGCCACUGUGUCACCGGCGCCGCGCUUGCGGUACAGGGAGAGCAAUGCUUCACGGCUUCGGCAAGAGAUCAAAGGCAUGACAGUGUGGGGCACUGUGAGGAAACCACGCAGUCGAAGUAACUCCGCUUCGACGUCCGGCUCUCAUGAAGUGACCGUAACCAAAGCGAAGCUGGACGAACCACGUAGCUCAUCACGUCAGCACAGUUUAGAACGACCCAAAAACGCUGAGAAGGAAUUCACAUUGCACUCACAAAGUGACCACAUAAGCAAUGAUGUCCACAUUUCAAUGAAAGAAAGCAACGUUUCUUCGUCACCAAAUGUUGUGAACACGCGUUCAAAGACUUUAAGCUCUGUGGGCCCAUCGCAUUUACCCUCAGCUGAAGAAGUGUUGGAAGUUAUGGGCAAAAAUAGGAAUACCCAUAGAUUCCAUAGCAUUGUGGGUCAUGCUAAGCAGACUACAGACGCCGGCUAUGGCAAGCCGUUGGUGACGCCGAUCAAUAAAAAGCUGACCAUCAUGCGGGAGGAAAAGUGGUAUCCGACCUUGAAUCCAAGUAAUGAGAAAAUUACAACAGGAGUGCCUGCGCCCAAAACUCCAACACGGACGUGGAAAGCGGAAAACAGAGAGGGUGCUCCUCGAAAUACUGCAAAGCAACCUGAUUUGAUGUUAAUACCUAAAACACUAGUCAAGUGUCAUAAGUUCGAUGUGGUCACGAGCGUGCUCGGGCACAUACUAUUUUGGCGCGUGGCUCGCAUGACUGCCUACGUGUACCCAAUCUGUGGUAGCAAUGGGAUUGUGAUUGUCACUAUAUUAGCAUUUGCUGUUUUGUUUUGGACAGCCACGAAGUCCUCUUUAACCGGGAACAAGUUACGGGCAUCGAAUACUAAUCCCAAUGUCUUUCCGGAAACUAAAACACCCGCUCUAAGGAGUAAUGUAGCUUCCAGAUUGCGUACAAUCCCAAUAACACGGCCUUCAGCUUCCUCUCUGCCUCGGAAUAAAAGUCCAACUCGGCAAUACAAAACUAUUUGCAAACCUCAAGAAGUAUUAAGCGUGCAAACGAAACAACGUUACGACCGCAAUAUGAAAAGUAAAGACAAGCGCAUCACGAAACCAUGGAAGCCGGAAGUGAACAGCAGGGCCUGCGAUACGCCCCCGCGGUCUCCCACUAGAACGACGACUCCUAUUGGAGUAGUCACUCCUACAAGAGUGAGUUCACCAGCACCCAAGAGAUCGUUGCCAAGUGAAACUAACAAGCCCUGCGAUACACCUUCGCUUACUCCUUCUGAAGUCUCUUCUCCUACAAGAGUGAGUUCACCAGCACCCAAGAGAACUUUGCUAAGUGAAAUUAACAGGGUCUGCGCGGCCUCGCGGGAUCCUAGCAGAUCAUCAUCUACUGCUGAAGUACCCUCUACCACUAGAGCAAGUUCCCCAGCACCCAAGAAAAUAUUGCCAAGUGAAACUACCAGCAGGAUCUGCAGCACGCCGCCGCGCUCUGCUAACAGAACACUGUCGCCUACCAGAGGCAGAGUAACCUCUCCUACUAGAGCAAGUUCACCAGCAGCCAAGAGAACAUUGCCGAGUGAACCAACAAACAAACAGAUGAUUCCAAACGAUGAUGAUGACAUUGCCAACGAAAAACUGAUUAAAGAAUCUUUUCUCUCAUUCCCGACGAGGGGGCCACCUGGCCCCUAUAACAGAAGUUUCAAACCACAAUUGGAAGACAUAAAGAGCUCGAAUUUACUUGUAAACAAAAAAGACCAGGAUAAAAAAUCGUGUCCAAUGACUGAAAAAACUGAGGAAAAUAUACCAUCACAAAGUAAAUUUAAUGAGGAACUGAGAAGACGGCAGCUAAAUGAAGUUAAAAAGAAAUUCCAAAGUAAAAGAUUUUUUACAGACUCAAAAUAUGAUAAGAUUGAAGGGCUCAAUUGGAUCACAUGGAAAUAAUAUACAAGUUAAAUUAUAAACAAUCUGUAUUCAAUAAAUUUAUAGUGAUAGUAUACACUCCAGCGUGGUGUCUAAUGUUAAAGUUUACGAGCAUAAUGUAUCAAUUAAAAAAAUUGAAAAACAA